This is a messenger RNA of Brassica oleracea var. oleracea, 1116 nucleotides long. RefSeq names its product magnesium transporter MRS2-4-like. Gene Ontology annotation, molecular function: magnesium ion transmembrane transporter activity. The record is from RefSeq and is a predicted model, not a curated record. The coding region runs from base 1 to 1116 and encodes 371 amino acids. Gene Ontology annotation, biological process: transmembrane transport; magnesium ion transport. Lineage: Eukaryota; Viridiplantae; Streptophyta; Magnoliopsida; Brassicales; Brassicaceae. The transcript is spliced from 2 exons. Gene Ontology annotation, cellular component: membrane.
AUGUCGAAUCAAAGUUAUCUGAGCAUCUGCCACCAGAACAAAGACGGUGCUGUGAAGAAUGACACCGAGACAUCGAUGCCUUCGGCUCCUAUACCAAUUAAUGCAGGCGGAAGGGAGGGGAAUGGGAAGAAGAAAACCAGAAGAGCAAUGCCGUGGAUGAGGUUUUCUCGGAACGGAAACACGGAAGUGAUUGAAUGCGACACGAGAACCAUCAUGAAACGUGUUUCCAUUCCUGCUAGGGAUUUAAGGAUUCGUGGCCCUCUUUUCUCCAGCUCUUCGAACAUUCUCGGCAGGGAGAAAUCUAUUAUUGUCAAUUUGGAGAACAUCAAGGCGAUAGUUACCGCAAACGAAGUGUUGCUGCUGGAUCCUCUCCGCCCUCAAGUACUUUCCCUCAUUGACCAACUAAAGAAACAGUUUCCUCAGAGGAAUGUACCGGAAGAUAUACAAUCUUCGCAAGAAGCUGAAGAGGGCAUUCAGAGUGAGCUUCCAUUUGAAUUUCAGGUCCUCGAGAGUGCAUUCGAGGUUGUCUGCUCUUUCUUUGAUACCAGAGUUACAUCCUUGGAGACAGAAGCUUUGCCUGUUCUUGCUGAACUAAUUGAGAAAGUCACCAGGGAGAAUCUUCGCAUCGUACGAAGCUUGAAAAGUAAUCUCACAUGCUUAAUAGCCAGUGUACAAAAGGUGAAAGAUGAAAUUGAACACUUAUUAGAUGAUGAUAAAGACAUGGCAGAAUUCUACUUAACAAGGAAAGUCAUCCAGAGCCAGCAAGAGGACGUGGAGGAUCUGGAGAUGUUGCUGGAAGCAUAUUUGAUACAAGUGGAGGGAACGCGGAACAAGCUCCAUACAAUGAGGAAAUACAUUGACGACACAGAAGACUACGUGAAGAUAAAACAGAAAGAUAAACGUAACCGCUUGCUUGUGUUUAAGCUGAUGAUAAGUAGAGCUUCUUUUGCAAUAUCUGCAGGGACAUUAGUCGUCAGCUUAUUCGGAAUGAACAUACCGAUUCCGCUGUACAACACAAAUGGUGUCUUUGGUUACUUGGUGUUGGGUGUUUUUGUGAUGUGCAUUGUGCUUUUCAUGUUUACCUUUGGCAAGGCUGGGUGGGAGAAGCUGCUUUGA